Messenger RNA from Triticum dicoccoides, 1266 nucleotides. RefSeq names its product very-long-chain (3R)-3-hydroxyacyl-CoA dehydratase PASTICCINO 2B-like. The record is from RefSeq and is a predicted model, not a curated record. Bases 152 to 772 code for a protein of 206 amino acids. Gene Ontology annotation, molecular function: 3-hydroxyacyl-CoA dehydratase activity. The transcript is spliced from 9 exons. Gene Ontology annotation, biological process: sphingolipid biosynthetic process; very long-chain fatty acid biosynthetic process; fatty acid elongation. Lineage: Eukaryota; Viridiplantae; Streptophyta; Magnoliopsida; Poales; Poaceae. Gene Ontology annotation, cellular component: endoplasmic reticulum membrane.
CGACACCAUUGCCAGUAGAGUAAUCGUGGCGGCAAUCGAAUUCGGCUUGAGCAUAUUUCCGGUCCGUAUACUUGGUUCAUGCAAUUGAUUAAAAGCAGCUGACAUCGCGAGCUAGCUAGCAGUUCGACCGCCGCAGCUCGCUCCGCAGUGAAUGGCGGCAGCCGCGUCCGGGACGGCGCUCCGGCGGCUCUACCUCUCCGCCUACAACUGGGUCCUCUUCUUCGGAUGGGCGCAGGUGCUGUGCUACGCGGCCUUGGCGCUGCUGGAGAGCGGCCACGAGGCCGUCUACGCCGCCGUCGAGCGGCCGCUGCAGUUCGCGCAGACCGCAGCCUUCAUGGAGAUUCUGCAUUCGAUUCUAGGGUUCGUGAGGUCUCCAAUUUCAACAACUCUUCCACAAAUCACUGGAAGAUUGUACAUCACAUGGGGCAUCUUGUGGAGCUUUCAUGAGGCGCAAUCUCAUGUUCUUCUAACUUCAUUGAUCAUAAGUUGGUCCAUCACUGAGGUCAUUAGAUAUUUUUUCUUUGCUAUGAAGGAGACAUUUGGGUUUGCACCUUACUGGCUCCUAUGGCUUAGGUAUAGCACUUUUCUGGUGUUCUAUCCUACUGGCAUGUUAAGCGAGGCUGGUCUAAUCUUAGUUGCCAUGCCUUUUAUGAAGACAUCAAGGAAAUACAAUCUUAUGAGGCCCAAUAAAUGGAAUUUCUCCAUCGACUACCGCUAUGAAUUGGCUCUUGUCACGGCUCUAAUCAUACCAGGUGAUGGCCCUUCUUGUUGAUGGCCACUAACGACAGAUGGACCACUUUGGCAUAGGUUAGUCUAUGCCUAAUAAAAGUUCUUCUAUUUCGACCCUUCUAGACACUCCACAUGACAUAUGAAAACCGACCAAUUAGCUUCUUUUUGACUCUCUUGUCGACUCACAGCAAUAUGGCAUCUCAACAAUUCACAGCCGAAGUGGAAGUUCCUGAAUAUUGAGCUAUUGCGUUCUCAUAGUCUAAAAAAUUGUUGACCAAGAGCUAUAUAUCAUUGGAAGGGACAAUCCUUACAAAUAUGGAUAACAUUCACUGAGGCCCUUUUGUGUGAGGAUCGUUCGAUGUGGAAUUACCAAGAGAGGAAAGUGUAAUUGGUCGGAAUCUUUGUACUUGAUCGUGAGACUUGGGUGUGUGCGUGUGUGUGGACUUGAUUUUGUAUGUGUGCUCUCUGACGGUUUGCUUUAUCUAUAAAGUGGGGCGAAAGCCUUUUUCGGUAAUUGGUCUUCCCAUGAACCUUCCA